UGCUGCGCAAAGACACCAUGGAAAAAGCAGUAGCAGUACAAGUGGAAGUAAAAGCAAGAACUCAAAAAGUGGUUCUGACAGUAGGGAAGGUGAUAAGCUGGCGUUACAUAAAGAAACUACAUGAAUUACAAAAUGAAGAAUUCCUAAAUGUUGCAAACAAGUUGAAAAAGGCACAUUUCGAGUGGCAGCAACAUAAAAUGAAAGUGAGUUUAGCAGCACAAACUCUUAGCAAGACUGUUGCGGAUGCACUUGAAUUUUUAAAAGAUCUUGGUAUUGGUGACUUUCAAGGUUGUGAAGCAGCAAUAGAAUUCAUCAGAAGGAUAGAUUCUUUAUUUGAUAUUCUCAAUUCCCGAAGUGUAUGUGCUAAGAAUUUUAAGGCACCUUUGAGAGAAAACAAUGAAGAAAUGUGGCGUCCAUUUCUCACCGACACCAAUGAGUAUCUUCUGAAUUUGAAGGAUGUCAUUGGCAGGCCUUUGUGGUGCACAACCCGAAAAACGUCAAUUCUGGGCUUUGUUAUUUCUGCUACGUCGUUCAUGGGAAUUUUUGAUGAAUUUGUUAGUAGUAAGAGGUUGAGUUACUUGCUAACAUAUAAAUGUAGUAAAAGAUCAUCUGGAAAUUUUCUUCUGCUCAGUGCGAUCGAGAAAUGGGUGAAACAAUAACCCUACUCCUCUACAAUUUUGUAAAACUUUUAGAAGAUUGCUUCUAUUUACAAAUAUAACGAGGG
Molecule: messenger RNA, 724 nt
Organism: Zophobas morio
Lineage: Eukaryota; Metazoa; Arthropoda; Insecta; Coleoptera; Tenebrionidae
Exons: 3
Coding region: 18-659 (213 amino acids)
Source: RefSeq, a predicted model, not a curated record